AUGAAAAAAGAAUAGUCUCGUCUCCCAAGAAUGUCCGCGAAACAACUUGUCCCUGGAAUAAAUCCUCCAAUAGAAAACAAGUUUACAAAGUGUACACUCACGGAGGGAUCAUCUUUAGUUUAAAGAAUAUUAUGCAAUGUUUGUCAAGAACGGAAGUUGUUGACAUGGAUCAAGAAGCUGAACCUGUGUGUGUAGUUCAGCAUGCUCAUCGAGCUGAAAUCAAUUCAAUUUCUUCCUCAAUCUCUGGGCUUAUUGGAACAGGAGCAGGAGAUGGUUCGAUCCACCUCUGGAGGUUAGAGGGACAAACCUUGGUCCUCAGUCCAUUUUCUCCCAAAGGAAAACACAACUACUCAGUAAAUCAUGUUGAAUUCUCCCUCUACUCUUCCGAAUUCCUCUCUGCGUCUUCUGAUGGAAAUGUCAUUAUCUGGGAUUCUGCCUCAGGUGAAUCUUUGAGAACUCUUUCGUCUUCCUCCUCACCCAGUGUUAGAAUAGGGGUCUUCUCCCCAGACUCUUCUCUUAUAGCUACAGGAGGAAAUGAUGAGAAAGUCCAUGUAUGGAAUUUAGGGGACAAGAAACUGGUUAGAACAAUUACAGAACAUGAGUCUACAGUGUACACUAUAUCCUUCAGUCCUGACUCAUCUAUCCUGAUAAGUGGUGACUUUAAUGGGAGAUUAUUGUGCUGGUCAACACAUCCUGCCCAUCAGGUUUUGUUGUCUAGUGUUGAGUCUGCCCAUGAUCUUGGUGUAACCAGCAGUCAUUUUAGUCCUCUAUACAGUAGGAAUAUUCUGGAGUGUACAUACACAUUGGUAACUGUUGGGAACGAUGGUCUUCUUAAAAAAUGGAUUCUUAAUUCAGGACAAAGAAACAGUUUUGUAUUGGAUAAAGAAGUGUUUGUGCACGAGAACACUGCUAUGUGUGUGCGGACAAACAAAGAGGGAACUUUGGUGGCAACAAGUGGAGGAGAUAAAACAAUUAAACUUCUGUCUCUUCUUGAUCUCAGCUUAAUCAAAAUAUUUACGGGAUUUGAACGGUAUGUUACGAGCUGCUGUUUCUCUGAGGACAGUAGUUUAUUAUUUGGAGUAUCCAAUAGAACUAUAAAAGCCUGGCAGCUUGGUACACAUGAAAAUAAAUCCCAUGAAUCCGACCAAACAAUUACACAAUCUUGCUUCAGAUCGAAUAGAAUUAGGUAUGAGAGUAUAAGUAUACCCCCGGAGUUCCUCUGCCCUAUCACCCAGGAGUUGAUGGAGAACCCGGUCAAGGCUUCAGAUGGAUUCAUCUACGAGCAGAUUGCAAUCCAGGAAUGGUUGAUUACAAGAAGGAUGACCUCUCCUAUGACGAACCUAGAGCUAAAGGAUACAAACCUUAUCCCCUGUACACAGCUCAAGAUACAGAUUCAACAGUUUAUUAGAAAUUAUAAUAGAAAGGGUCCUGAUCAUGGUAAAACUACUUAAAAUUGAACAAAAUCAUAAUCUACAUAUUAUCUAGAACAAACAUGUGAUUUUAAACUGUGAUUACAAAUUAAAAAAAUUUUAUUAUUCACAAAACAGGUGCUUUAUAACUCAUGUAUUGUAUGUUAAUAUUAGACAAUUUUCAGGAAUUAGAAAGUUAUUAUUUACUAGGCUUUAAGGUAACUUAACGCCCAUCUUCUAUUUCAAUUGUGAACAUGUUCACUUUUUACACAUUUUAAAACAAAAACAAACAAAACAUUUCG
Molecule: messenger RNA, 1711 nt
Organism: Eurytemora carolleeae
Lineage: Eukaryota; Metazoa; Arthropoda; Copepoda; Calanoida; Temoridae
Product: WD repeat, SAM and U-box domain-containing protein 1
Exons: 17
Coding region: 132-1451 (439 amino acids)
Biological process (GO): protein ubiquitination
Molecular function (GO): ubiquitin-protein transferase activity; protein binding
Source: RefSeq, a predicted model, not a curated record